AUGAAGAGUGACGCAUCUUCCACAGCGGAAAGUAGUUCCCAUACCGAGGAAAUGGCGACUGCGCUCGGGGCAAUCAACCCCAACCCGCCCCGAAACCCCCAGACUUCAUCAUCUACCAAAUCGAAGGCGACAUCAGCACUUCGAGCGAAGCAAGAGAUGCGCAAGUUCCGCGGGAUGUCGACCCCCGAUCCGGCGCUUGACAUCGGCAUGGACGAGUUCACAUCCUUCACAGAGUACCUGCGAUCAUCGAAACGCGUUCUAGCCCUCGUGGGUGCUGGUUUGUCGGUUGCUUCGGGGCUUUCGACAUUUCGCAACGAUGAUAGAAGAUGGAGAGGUAUAGAGCCUCAGGAGCUUUCGAAUAUCGAGGCCCUGGCGCAAGACCCGGUCAAGGUAUGGUGGUUCUUCAGCGAUCGGAUGAAGCGCGCACAAGAGGCAAAGCCAAACCGGGGGCACAUCGCGCUCGCGAAACUCGCAAAGGAGAAGAGUGGAUUCUUCGUAAUUAAUCAAAACAUAGAUGGCCUGUGUCAACGAGCGGGCAUACCCAACGAGCAGAUUGCACAAGCACACGGCACCCUGUUCGAGAUGAAAUGCAGCAAACACGCCUUAGACUCUACCGACCGUUGCGACUACAAUACACCUGUCUCCUAUCCUGCCACCCAGGCGCUCACGAUCACAUCUGAUAUCAGCGACGCGUCCGUCCCUCUGCCCCCUCUCGAUCAUACCCAGCUCCCUCAUUGCCCACGGUGCGACAGCCUCAUGCGACCGAGCGUCGUGCUCUUCGGCGAAAGCCUAUCAAGCAACCUCACCGAGGCUAUACACUCUUUCGUCUCUUCUGAACCUCUCGACCUGUUGCUGGUAAUCGUCGUACCUGAACCAUCCUUUCGACGAGGCCAGACAGUGCAGGCGUGCUCUACUGCGAUUGCGACUGCUUCAAUACUCUCUGAAGUCCUGCAAGCAUUCAAGAAGGCUUUGUGCGAUGUCGUCAGUGCAGCAGACAGCGCAGCGCGUCUGGACGCUACCGCCGGCGUCGCGUUCCUGAUACCGGAGAGACUCGUCACUCUUACCCAGCUCUGCCAAACUGUUCAUGGCCACAUUCGCAUGGACGAUGCGAGCGCAAAAGCCAAUCUUCUUUCCAAGACACUGUGCUCCGGAUUCGGUUCGUUCGUCAGGAUGUCUACUCAUUGCCCCUGUCCAGCGAAGACAUUCCAUCCUGUGAUGGUUUGCUCGAGAGGUGGAUUUGGAACAGAGUCACACCCGUGUGUGGGAUGUGGUGUCAACACUUGCGACGAGUGCCGCAUCCAUGUUUUCUACAACUUCAUGACGGACGAUGCGGGGCUCGAUCAACGUCGAUGGUGGGCAGGCUACUACUUCCUCAACCCCACGGCUGUUGCAAUAUAUCCAGCUAGGAACUCUGAUGGUAGCGCCUGGCAUCUACCUGUCCAGGAGAUGCUACCUCGCCAUGACCAGGGCCGCGUGCACAUUCCCCUCGACAUCGGUGCUUUAGGCGAUCCCGAGCCGAUUGAGCCGAUUCUCGAUCUGGAUUUGGGCACCCACCAGUUCAUCAGUCCUCGUGGGCGUACACAAUUCCCCUACUCUGGCAACAACAUCGUCUCAUUCCUCAACCUGACUGUCAACAAGCGCAAAGACCUCGCAUGCCCUGCCUGUUACCUGGAACGCCAGAAACAAGGUGUGGCGCCUUGUUCUUGCACCCUACGAAAGCGCUUCCUAGACCGAUGGUUGUGUAUGCACUGCUACAUCGAGGAGGUAAAUGUUGAUGAACAGUUGCGCUGCCAUGUCGUAAAAGCAAGCGAGGUCGGUCAAGGCCACGUUCAUGUGUGUGGUUGCGGAACGGAGUUCACACCAGACAUCACGCCGAAAGUCAUGUGCAACUGGUGCAAAGGCGAGAUUGCAGAGCUUGACCAAGGCGCCGAGGAUGAUGCCACCAGUGAGAACGCCGAAGACAACAGCGAAGAAGAAGAGGAACUCGAGACCGGAGACGACGAGGAGGACCAUUCGGCGGCUGACUUUGCGGGUCUGCCUCAGGACGAGUUUGGCUACGCUGAGAAUCGCGACGGGUCUCUUUCGGUGUACGUGAACGGCGAGUGCAUCCGCGGAGAACGUUUGGGACGAGCCAUGAUCCGUCAAUGGAAGAGAAUCCAGGGUGCGCACGUUGAAUGCACUUGCUGUAUUUGCGACGAGAAAGACUCUAUGCAUGCUCACGCGGGGGGUGAAUCAGAAGACGAGUACGAUGAUGUUGAAGGCGAGGACGAUGAUGUUGAAGGACGGGGUGAUGAAGACGGGGCAAUGGAAGAUGGCGACGAUGACGAUGACGAAGAUCUACCGGAUCUAGAAGACGUCGAGUCAGCUGCUGGUUUCGAAGAUCCAUGGGGACUGGACUAA
This is a messenger RNA of Alternaria ventricosa, 2400 nucleotides long. RefSeq lists its product as uncharacterized. Lineage: Eukaryota; Fungi; Ascomycota; Dothideomycetes; Pleosporales; Pleosporaceae. Bases 1 to 2400 code for a protein of 799 amino acids. The record is from RefSeq and is a predicted model, not a curated record. Gene Ontology annotation, molecular function: NAD+ binding. The transcript has 4 exons.